This is a messenger RNA of Spinacia oleracea (spinach), 1450 nucleotides long. RefSeq names its product la-related protein 6A. Lineage: Eukaryota; Viridiplantae; Streptophyta; Magnoliopsida; Caryophyllales; Amaranthaceae. The transcript has 11 exons. The record is from RefSeq and is a predicted model, not a curated record. Gene Ontology annotation, cellular component: ribonucleoprotein complex; nucleus. Gene Ontology annotation, biological process: RNA processing. The coding region runs from base 125 to 1159 and encodes 344 amino acids. Gene Ontology annotation, molecular function: mRNA binding.
GCACCAUAGUGAGAGAAAGAGAGAGACCAGAAGCAGAAGAAGAAACAGGCGGGAACCCUUUUUUUUGGUUUCUUCCUUCACCCUUCUUCUCUUCGCCUUUCUCUCUCCUCCCCUCACUCCACCCAUGGACGGCGGCGAUGCUAUCCCAUCCCACUCUCCGGAGAUCUCCGCCGUCGAAACCGCUACCAAUGAGGACACCAUUCUCCAUUCACCUCCGCUAUCGGGGGAUGACGAUGACCACCGUCCUCCACCCGCCGCUUCUUCUGACAGUGACCUUCGCGCAAAGAUCGCCAAGCAGGUAGAAUAUUACUUCAGUGAUGAAAACUUGCCCAGUGACAAGUUUUUAUUGAAACAAGUGAAGAAAGACAAAGAAGGGUUUGUUUCCAUUUCGUUAAUUGGUUCUUUUAGGAAGAUGAAAAAGCUUACAAAAGACAGUUCAUCUAUCGUAGAUGCACUGAAGGAGUCCAGGCAGCUUAUUUUGAGUUCAGAUGGGAAGAAAGUAAAGCGACGGAAUCCUCUCCCAUCAAAUGAGGAUGCUGAGCUUUGUGUUGUUGUUGUAGCAAAUCUACCUGAAGACCACUCUGUGCAGAAUAUCCAGAAAAUUUGUGGCCGAGCUGGCAGCAUAAAGACGAUAUCAAUACAUGAUCCACAUGCUGCCGAAGAUUCAGCGAAGAGAAACAAGGCUGAGAAACUAGUCAAUGGCAAGAUGUAUGCACUUGUUGAAUAUGAUACAGUGGAGGCUGCUGAGAAAGCUGUGGUUACUCUGAAUGAUGAAAUGGAUUGGCGAAAUGGCUUGCGGGUUCAACUUCUUCAGAAGCAAAGGGGUAGUAGUUUAGGACGUAAGACCUGGAGAGAAUCUGAUUCUGAGAAGGGUGGCCGUGCUCAAAUGUCUGUUUCAGCAAAAGAUGAUAAUAACAAUCAUUCAAAUGAACAGCGUGAUGACGAGGAUGGGGAGCACAGGUCCAAAGAAGGAAAUGGACGGAAAGGUCGAAAUCGAUCAAAAGGGCAAAAAUAUCGUGGCAACAAUGGACUUGGACAUGGAAGGGCUAAUGUUGUUGAGUCCUCUAAUAAGCAACCUCCUGGUCCACGAAUGCCUGAUGGAACAAGAGGAUUUUCUAUGGGACGUGGUCAGCCACCAAUGUCCAGUCACUCCAAUUGAUGAUGGCAGCAAUCUGAAACACGGACAUGUCUCUGUAUUCAUAUAAGCUGAACUAUAAUACACAUUUCCUCCCUUGAGGAGAUAUUAUGAUGAUGAGCUUGAAUUUCUCUUGGAAUUGUGUGUGGGUGUGGUUGUGGGUUUGUGUUUGCGGAGUUGUUUCAUCAAUGAAAAGAUUUGUAUACACCGAGUGACUUGAUUUUUUUACCAUCCAACCCUAAAGGAGAGCCACUUGGAGUUCAUGGUUAAUGACACCUCGAUUUGGUAUAUUUAAUACUUCGAAAAAUUUGAACA